GAGAGUUCAGUCAAAAUCAACAGCUAAGCCAAGCCAGCGAGCAGCAGCGUCUGCAGGGAAGGGGAAGGAGGCGGCAGCACGCAACUCCGAGCCAAAUCCAUUGCGCUUCCGUGCUCAUGGCCCCUCGCUGAGCGAAGAGGCGGCGGGAUUUUGGGGGCGCGAGGGAGUCCGAGAGAGGCGAGGAGGCCCCUUGACCGCGAGAGCUCCCUCCAUGGCGACCGGCAACCUGGCGAGCGUGGUGGUGGCGGUGGACGGCAGCGAGGAGAGCAUGAACGCGCUGCGGUGGGCGCUCGACAACCUCCGCCUCCGCCCCGACGGUGAGCUCGUCGUGCUCCAUGUCCAGCCGCCGCCCAACAUCGCCGCGGGGCUCAACCCGGCGCCCAUCCCCUUCGGCGGGCCCAGCGGGCUGGAGGUGCCGGCGUUCACGCAGGCCAUCGAGGCGCACCAGCGGCGUAUCACGCAGGCGAUCCUGGAGCACGCCCUCAAGAUUUGCUCCGCCAAAAAUGUCGAGGUCAAGACGGAGGUGAUCGUGGGUGAUCCCAAGGAGAAGAUCUGCGAGGCGACGGCCAACCGCAAUGCCGAUCUGCUAGUCAUGGGGUGCCGUGCCAUUGGGCCGCUUCAGAGGAUGUUCUUGGGCAGUGUUAGCAACUACUGCAUCAAUCAUGUGGGUUGCCCUGUUGUUGUGAUCAAGGGGACCUAAGCUACCCUUGAUUAAAAUUCUUUGGCGCACUUCAAUUCAAGUGUUUCGAGGCUGCUAUUGUGCCAUUUGUAAUCCUGUACAAUAUUGCACAUUUCUCAUUUGAAGGCCAGGGAUGAGGGUUCCUCUGUGGUCUCCGUGUUUGUAAAGGAAAAUGUGUAUUUGGUUGUGUAAUCCUGGAAAUAAGCCUGCCAUGUGGCACAUCACAUUGUUCUGUACAUUCUUGUAUGUUGGAGACAUACAUGGUGCUGCCUGAACUUUGAAACAAAAUUGCCAGAAUCCCUAGUUCUUGUC
This is a messenger RNA of Setaria italica (foxtail millet), 991 nucleotides long. RefSeq names its product universal stress protein PHOS34. NCBI's taxonomy places the organism in Eukaryota, Viridiplantae, Streptophyta, Magnoliopsida, Poales, Poaceae. The record is from RefSeq and is a predicted model, not a curated record. Bases 212 to 700 code for a protein of 162 amino acids. The transcript has 4 exons.